Molecule: messenger RNA, 4073 nt
Organism: Mya arenaria
Lineage: Eukaryota; Metazoa; Mollusca; Bivalvia; Myida; Myidae
Product: sulfide:quinone oxidoreductase, mitochondrial-like
Exons: 10
Coding region: 258-1574 (438 amino acids)
Cellular component (GO): mitochondrion
Molecular function (GO): sulfide:quinone oxidoreductase activity; FAD binding
Source: RefSeq, a predicted model, not a curated record
UUUCAUUUAGCCUGUACACGUUCACAACGUGUUUCGCACUGACUGGCGCACAGUUACCGAGCGCGUCCUUGAACCACCGCGGUAUAUUUCAGCCUACCACGAGUGUUAUCAAGCAGGGUUUUAAAGUGGACUCAUUGUUAUGUUACAUACGCAAGGACAUGCUAACAUGUGAAUACGUGAAUAAGAUACGGAAAUUAUUUACGAAAUAAUCAUAAACCUUUAAUCACGGAAAACAAAAGAAGCGUCAUUGUUUAAGGAUGGCCCUUUCCACGAAUAAAGUAGCCAAGGUUUUCGUGCAUUUCGUGCGAAAUUACAGCGCAGAAACCACCAAACACUAUAAAGUGGUGGUUGCCGGGGGCGGCUCAGGUGGUCUUUCAAUCGGAGCACGUGCUUGUCGGCAAUUUGGAGUUGGAAACGUGGCAAUUAUUGAACCGGCCAAGGUCCACUUCUACCAGCCCAUGUGGACAUUGGUUGGGGGCGGGGUAAAAUCAUUUUCGCAGUCAGGGGUCCCCACCCAAGACAUUUUACCACGGGGAUGUAAGCCCUACAAUCAGUAUCUACAGGAAUUCGACCCAGAGAGAAAUACAGUCACCCUUAAAAAUGGGGAAAAGCUCAGUUACGACUACCUUGUAGUGGCUUUGGGAAUACAGAUAAAUUUGAAUAAGGUGGAGGGUUUAGAAGAAGCCUUGAAACAUGACAAGAAUGUAUGCACAAACUACUUGAGCGAGUAUGUCGUAAAGACGUUUCCCGCCAUCCAAGAUUUCCGCGGAGGCAAUGCCAUCUUCACUUUUCCAAACACUCCAGUCAAGUGUGCGGGCGCCCCCCAGAAAAUUAUGUACAUGGCUGAGGACUAUUGGAAGAAGCAUGGAGUUAAAGACAAGACAAAGAUUUUCUACAACACGUCUUUGGGUGUGAUAUUUGGGAUACCAAGAUAUGCAGCCAGCUUGAUGAAGGUCGUUGAAAGAAAGGGAAUAAUCCUGAACAAGCGACAAAAUUUGAAGGCUGUGGACCAUGCCAAGAAGACUGCAACCUUUGACCUCCUUGACAGCGAGAAAGGAGAGACACAAACAUACCAUUACGACUUUCUUCAUGUGGGACCGCCCCAGUCAGGACCAGACGUGCUCAAGAAUUCUUCAGUGCCGAUUGUUGACGAGACAGGCUUCCUUGAUGUGGAUAAAAACACAUGCCAGCAUGUCAAAUUUCCGAACAUUUUUGGUAUUGGGGACUGUACCAACAUACCUACUGCAAAAACAGCAGCUGCUGUCGCUGCCUGCAGUGGGCACCUGUUCCGAGGAAUCAAAGACAUGGAGGCUGGAAAGAAGCCUUCAGGCACAUACAAUGGCUACUCCUCAUGUCCGCUGAUCACAGACUACCACCACUGCAUUCUUGCCGAGUUUGCUUUUGACGGGCAGAUUUACGAGACGUUCCCGCUCGACCAGAGCAAGGAGAGACGUACAAUGUACCAUCUUAAGAGAGAUGUCAUGCCACAAAUAUACUGGCACAUGUUCCUCAAAGGCUACUGGAAUGGGCCAGGAACUUACCGGAAGAUAAUGCACCUUGGAAUGUGCUGCUGAAAAGUGCACUCUUGUGCCUUUAACAUAUGCUUUAUGAUACAUUCAAGUUGUUAAGCACAUCCGCAACAUCUUACCAUUAUUUUUUUUCGAAUUUAUAUUUGUGUGUGAUCAUAAGUAUCUUCCAUGGCCGAGAGUGUAAGAUAGGUUCAUAGGUUCUAUCUUACACGAGCGGCUAUGGUAGAUGCUUUUUCUACCACCUCAGUUAAACAAAAUUAAGUAAAAAUGAAUUUUUUGCUGGAACUCUUUUGUGCUUAGUGAAAAUAAUUGUGUAUGGAUAUGCGAUAGCACGUGGUUGUCAUGGAUAUGCGCCAGUUAUUCGGGUUAUGUUAACAGUCAAUUCGAUCUUUAAAUAGUUCGGAGGAGAGUGACGCAUUAUUUCUUGAAAUGUGCGUGAAAACUGUUUUAUAGUGACAUUUGAAGCGAGAAAUAAUUAAUUAGCGUUCCAAAUAUUGCCACAAGACAAGGUUUCCAUGAUGCUACAGACGACAGUCUUCAACAAGGGAGGAAAUUAUAAUGUGACGACCGUUAAAAAGGAGUUCCAUACGGGCAUUUUAUCUUCGCCCGUGGGCAAGAUAAGAAUAUCCAGCAUGGUUAAAUUAUUGGAUACUUAUCUGAGAUGGGAGAAAAUAAUAUCUAUGUCAUAAUAUAAUAGUUUGAUCAAUCAGUUCUGACAUUUUUUUAUUUUUUUUAGGAUUGAAAACAUCUUAAAUUUAAAGCAUGGAGAAACAAUUUUUUGGAAAUCAUGAGCUUACAAUAUUUUGUCUUAAUCUCAUGAAUAGGAUGGAUGCACACUGUGCAUUGUUUUGGAAGAAUUGUGAUUAUGGUACCUGUGGUCUUAAAUUCUUACAUUUUUAUUUUGAAUGCUUAGCAGUUUCAAUCAAAUCUUUUCUUAAAAAAAAUAACUUUUUUUUUUCGACAUUUUGUUUUUGAACUCUAAGCGUGUUUGCUAUAGAUAUAAAAGCAAAAUAACAACAAUGAAUAUGUGAUAGGGGAACUCAGCCAUUCAAAUUUACAGUAUGAUUUCUGAUGAAGCAAAGCAAAUUAUGGUUUUAAAGUUUUACUCUUUAGUUGUAAUUUAUUUUUUGUUAUUUUAAAGCUGCACUCUCGCAGAUUGACCGUUUUGACAACUUUUUGUCUUGGAAUGAACCGAUUUGUGUGUAAAUGUCUGGAAACCAGUGAUACUAGAUUGCUGACAAAAAAUCAUAGUGCAGUUUUUCAUAUUUAUGUUCAAAAAUUGAUGUUUUAUGGCUAAAAGUGUAUCCAACACUUCCGGAAAAAUGAAAUUUUCGGCAUUUCCCCAAUAUUUGAGAACAGUUCUAUUGUAAAUUAUCUUAUAUGACUGAAUUGAAGGCAUUGACAACAAAAUCAGCUGAUUCUGAGAAAAAAAUGUCAAAACUGUCAAUCUUUGAGAUUGCAGCUUUAAACCAUUUUAUUUUUUUAAAUUAAAAGAGAACAUGACGACAUACAUGUAUUUCAGCAUUAUAGAAGUUCAUCUUAAGUAUUUAAUGCUUAAAAGAAAGUACAUGACAUUAUUGUGACUUUUAUAUGGCAUGUACGUGUUCAAGUAUUACUUGCCUUGUAAAGGCCAAAUGUACAUAAUAGUAUUAAUAUAUAUAAUUAUGAUGAGGUUGUUACAUUGACGCUUUGUUGUAAUGGGAUUGUAAAUCCUUGGCUGUAUUAACCAGGCACCAAUUUCUCAAAGAAUCUUACAUAAAUCAAGGGUUAAUAUUUCAUUUGACCUCAUUAUUUAUUUAAACUUGAUUUUACAAGUUUAAAAAUAGCUUAAAAUGAUUGUCAUAAAGCUAUCUCAAAAAUAUUUUAAAAAGUGAUAGUUAUAAAUGUUAUACCAUACAGAGACACACUCUUGCGCACAGUGGUCAGAAAUUGGCUCAUGGUGAGCAUUAUUUGAUAAGCUUGUAGAGAGCUGAAUUUUCUACCUUCUGUACCCUGUGCGUAGGAGUGGACAGUGUGUUAAGUUUGCUUUUUUGAUUGUUGAGAAAUUGGGCCAAAAAAGAACUUGGUUGUACUUAUUUUGCAGAUUAUAUUUCUACUUAGAAAUACGUUUUCGUUGAUUAUUGUGGAGACAGUCUCAGACAUAGAAUAGUUUCUAGUUUGAAAUACAAAUGCAACAAAGUUGCAGACAGAUUCAGGUCUGUAUAAAUAUAUGCACAAAAGUUACCAGCUAUGUCCUUCACUGUUAUCUUUUACAAGGUCAUACACUUUUGUUAAAGAUUUUGGUUCCAGUUCAAGCACUUGUUGUUAAAUACAUGUUUGAGAUUUUCAUGGAUGUAAGACAAGUUGUAAAUAUUAUCCUUUAUCUCAAAUUAUGAUUCUUGGACACACACAAAAUAUGUGCGCUUCUAAAGUAUUUGAAACUGACUGAUAUUUAGUUAUUUGAGAGUUGUUUCCGCAUAAAUUGUCAAAUACAUUAGAUUGUUUAAUUUGUUCUGUUGUGCGACAUAAUGAUAUGCUUUGACCAAUAAAUCCAGUAUUUUCUUA